AGAUGGACGCGGUUCUUCCUUCUCAUCUCCUUUGUCGCUAUAGCUUCUCUCUCUGUUACUUGACUCCCACCAAAGCGACAAAGCCGAUGUUCAGGCAUUUCUAGAGGUUUCUCUCUCCCUCAGUAUAGAUGCAUCAGGAGUAACGUAGUGCAGAUUGGGGUUAAGGCCGGCUCCGGCUCUGUUGACUCCACAUACAACUCCACUAGGUUGAAAAGUUUGGUGCUUUCACACUUACUUUCUCUCUCUGCUCCUUCUCAGUUACCAUAUAAAUGAUGAGUACUAAUACUUUGCUUCAUCUCUAUUUCUCCAUUGAUCUUAGACCAUAGAAUCCAGUGUGGGUUUUGAGGAAAACCGCACAUUUGCACUUCCUCUGUCUAUCUCAGUCUAUCUCAUUUCAGACAGUAUGGGUGCUUACAAUUUCAAUCUAUUUUCUACUUGAUUUCUCUCUCUCUCUCUUGAUUUUAUUCCAGAAAAUUCAGACUGGGAUUCCAGGAAUAUGGUUUUAGACCUCCCUCUCUCUUUCCAUUGAUUCUAUGCCAUAUAAUUCAGAUUGGUUUUUCAGGAAUUUAGCCCAUUUACACACACAAUACACACUGUCUCCCGUUCUCUCUCAACCCCAUUUAUGUAUCUUUCUCUCUUUCUACCUCAUUUUGGCUGGUAUGUGCAUAUGGGUGCUAACAGUCGUGAUUCCUUUUUACUUAUUCUCUCUCUGCGUCGAUUCCAUACCAUAUAAUUCAUGUCGGGUUCUUAGCAAUCUAGCCUAUUUACAUCUCUCUCUCGUUCUCUUUCUCUCUUUAGCUAUUUAACUACAUUUAUUUCCUCUAGCUAUUAACCAUGGCAAUGUUAUUGAGGAAAGUGUGGGCAACCAUGAGUGCUCAGUCCAAUUCUAAUAAUGGGCGCAAUGAGAAUCAACAUGUGUCAAUGAGCCCAGUUGACCAGCUUCCUUCUGAUGUGUUUGUAAUGGUAUUCAAGUUUCUUCACCCCAAAGAAGCUUCAAGAGCAAGCCUUGUUUGCAAAUCAUGGAGAGAUGCUCUUUCAGAUAAUCGGUUAUGGAUGUUAUUCCUUCAAAACCAACUUGAUUCUUGGGAUUCAAUCCUUUUUGCUGAGACCCAUUUGAGAAAUGGGUUCCCUUUACAGUCUCAUGAUAGUUGUUUAUCUGAAUUGCCUUUCAAGCAAAUACACAAUAUGAGGGCACAAGUACAUGGUUCGAUCAUUAUUGAUGGUGGUUCCGGCUAUUGCAAGUAUGGUUGGAGCAAAUAUGCUAGCCCUUCUGGGAGAUCAGCAACGUUUCUGGAGUUUGGUAAUAUUGAGACUCCGAUGCCUUCACGGCUGAGACAGUUUUUUGCAACCAUCUAUAGCAGAAUGCAGGUGAAACCGUCUGGACAGCCUGUUGUCGUAUCGACUCCCAUUUGCCAUACUGAUGAUACAGAAUCAGCUAAAGCUGCUAGAAAGCAAUUACGAGAGGCAAUAUACACAGUCUUGUUUGAUAUGAAUGUCCCAGCUGUUUGUGCUGUUGAUCAGGCAGUUUUGGCUUUAUACGCUGCAAGAUGCACUUCGGGGAUUGUUGUCAAUAUUGGUUUCCAAGUGACAUCAGUUGUUCCAAUUUUACGUGGUAAAGUGAUGCAUGACGUGGGUGUGGAAGUUAUUGGGCAAGGUGCACUUAGGUUAACUGGAUACCUUAGUGAGCUAAUGCAUCAGAAAGGCAUUCACUUUGAGUCCAUGUACACUGUCCGCACAUUGAAAGAGAACCUGUGCUAUGUUGCUACUGAUUAUGAAGCAGAACAAACUAAAUAUACAGAAGCAUCUUAUGACGUCCCUGGGGAAGGUUUCUUCACUCUAUCAAAGGAACGGUUUCAAACUGGGGAGAUUCUCUUCCAGCCACAUCUCGGAGGAUUGCGCACAAUGGCCCUCCAUCAAGCAGUAGCACUUUGCAUGGAGCAUUGUCAUAUUGUUGAUGUGGCGCCUGAUCAUGGAUGGUACAAGACAGUAGUUUUGGCAGGUGGCAGCUCAUGCUUGCCUGGUCUAGCUGCAAGAUUAGAGAAAGAGUUGCAGAGACUACUUCCUCAUUCCAUUUCAGAGGGAGUAAAGGUUUUUCCACCUUCUCAUGGACCAGAAUCUGCUUGGUUUGGAGCAAAGCUCAUCAGCAAUAUAAGCACAUUUCCUGAGAGAUGGUAUGUGACGAAGAAGCAGUUUCGCCGCCGUCCUGGCCCAGAAAUUGUGCAUGCUAUGGCUGGUGAGGGCAGCCUUCGCUGAACCUGAAAUCUCAAGGCAGAGGAGAGAGAGAGAGAGAGAGAGAGAGAGAGAGAGAGAGACCAUUGAAGGGGAAUUUGGUGUUAGGUGGGUAGCUUUGCUGGCGAAUGCUUGCCUUGCCAUCCUUUCCCAUUAAGAAGAGAUUUGAAGAUUUUCAUUUAAUUUGGGGGAACAAACUUCAUAAAACGUAUAUUCCUCAUGUACUUGUAUUGAUGUAAGUAUAAUAUAUGUAUCUAUUUACUCAUUGUUGGUUUUGGAAAGUGCAAACACUUACUUCUGAUCAUGUAUUGACGACUGUUAUUAUUAUUACUAAAAAGAUU
Amborella trichopoda is the source of this 2570-nucleotide messenger RNA. NCBI's taxonomy places the organism in Eukaryota, Viridiplantae, Streptophyta, Magnoliopsida, Amborellales, Amborellaceae. The record is from RefSeq and is a predicted model, not a curated record.